Messenger RNA from Lottia gigantea (owl limpet), 1128 nucleotides. RefSeq lists its product as hypothetical. The record is from RefSeq and is a predicted model, not a curated record. Bases 19 to 1128 code for a protein of 369 amino acids. The transcript has 3 exons. NCBI's taxonomy places the organism in Eukaryota, Metazoa, Mollusca, Gastropoda, Lottiidae.
GAGACGGUCCCAAAAUGGAUGCUUAACGAGAUGGAAGAAUGUGGACCGGUUGAAUGUGAUAAAUACGCAUUCUUACUAGGAUCUGCCCUUCGAAAUUCGGAUCAAGAAAAUUUUUUCACUGUCUAUGAUUCAAUAUUACCCCAAAAUAUCCCGAAAUCACAAUUGCAUUGGAUAAAAGAGAGAGCUCGUUUUAUUGCUGAGUUGCCAGAAGGAGAGUUUAAUGAGUGGGUGGUAGAUGCCCGGUCGUUUAGUUUAGCACCGGGAAAAUCUAAGAUGAGUAGAUCUAAACCUACUAGAGUUACUGCUACUGUCAGUGUGGGUGCCUUGAGUGAUGAUGAUGAUGAGACUUCAGGUCCUUAUCACUCAAUGUCAUCAUCAUCACGAUUACACAAGCACGGUAGUCUAACUGAUUCUGGAAGACCAGCAACCGUUAGCCGAAAAAACAGUUUAUCAUCAGAAAUGAGUGAGGAGGCUCGUGGAGCCUAUGAUUAUUAUCCCAAGCGUAGUGAUUCUGUCAUUGAUUCUGUCAAAAUUCAGGAUGUAACAUCUCCCGAAUAUGACGAAGCCAUAGAUGUGGAAUCUGACAAAAGUUCUGUGGAAUCACCUCGAAGUGAAGAUUCUGGAAAGGGUGAAUAUAAUGUUACCCAACUAGAUGAGUAUGGAAUCGAAUUAAAAACAUUUCACAGGCAAGGUUAUCAUGCCAGUGACGAGGAUAGCGAUGGAAACUGUCAUCCACAUAAAAAAUUAUACGGUUCUCGUAGCCAGGCACAAUAUGGCUACAAGCGUCCGGAAGAGGAUAAAGAAGAGUAUGAGAGGGCCACUAGUUUUGACCAGUCGUCUCAAAUCUUUCCCAGAUUCGAAGUUGAUAAGAAUCGUAAAGUAACUGCUGUAGAUGCCGGUACAUCGUUUCCCUUGUCCCGUACAGAACCAUCUUUAAGUAAAUCAUACAGCACUGGUUCAAGAACAGAAGAAUGGAACUUGAAACAGAAGAGAUCCAGAGCUAUAGGUCGCAUGUUGGAUAUGGUGUACGGUCCAUCUACGAAUAAAUCAUUUUCACAACCUCAUUAUUCAGAUUGCGUCCUACAAAGUAAGGUUCAUGUUUUUUGUCCAAAUAUAAUCCAUCCAUAA